CUGAUUGGGAUAACAAUGACAGAAUCUUUGAGGGUGAUUCACUAUGUUUGUUCUUCCAGGCAGGUGAAGUCCUCUUGUGUCCUGACUCGACAAGCUGCAGAGAAGCCGGUUCCCGAUUUUGGGUCUGUGGUCACUGAAGAACUCGCUGGCUCUCAGGAUUUGGACUUGGGCGUGUUCCGCCUCCCAGCUGGUGACAUUUAUGCAGAGGAAACCACGGUGGUGUGGGUGGCAGUCCUUUCCCUGGGCUUUGCCCUAAUCUGCGAGCCCCAUGAGAACCUAAUGCUGGCGGAAAAUACCCUGAGAAUGAUGGUGAAGUACUUCAUGCAGCAUUUGAACCUGCUGAUGCAAGGCAAUGAUGUCACCCUGAAGACUGACCGAAUCGAGGCGAUCCUGAACACGUUUUUGCCACACGGACAGCUGAUGUUUCUGAACUGUUGCUUUAUUCAGAGCCUGGAGAAGGACCUGAAUGCUUCAAUAUUCAAAUGAUGCCACUUGCUUUUUGUUUCUCCCAUGCCUUCACUCUCCCGUGAGCUCCUUUUCUCUCUCAACCUUGCUAUUUCAUUUUGCUGAAGGUUUUGCAGCUUUGCCAGUGUGUGUUUCAUGCAGCUGCUCCUUUGCUUAGAUUUGGAGUGAUGUGGAGGAAGAGGCUAUCACUGUUUAUUUUCAUUCUUAUGUCCAGCAGCAGAUACUAAUGCACACAAAAGCAAAAUACUAGAAAUUGAAAAUGACAGUGUGCUGGAAAUAUUUGGCACGUUUUAGCAGCAUCCGUGAAGGAAGAAUUGAAUGAGCUUUACAACUUUGUAUACCAGAAGAUGUGAGCCUUCAGGAUCAAUGUUUAUCCAAAGCUAGUUGGAUUUCCAGACAUCAGAAGCAGGACAAGCCAAUGACCUGAACAUGGACAGGAAUUGGGAAGGCUUGAGAAUUAUUUGUCAAAUUUCCAGAGUUUUCAAACUGGGUUGUAUUGGGCAUGAGUGGUAGUUAAGGCAUUCCUGACUUUAAUUUUUUUCCUUUACUCAGUUGCUCACUUAGAUAGUUGUUCUGAAUGUUUUGCAGCCUGACCCUGGAAUUUUGAGCGGUGCUUAUGACAGGAGUAUUAUAGUAAUACAUUAGGGCAGCGGAUAAUGAUGGUUCACUGUGUUUUCACAAACGGCAGAUUCCUGAUUUCAGGAUGGAGUUUGUUGAAGGGCCUCGCACCUCUCCAGGGAGGGCUAUGGGGAAAAAAGGAAGGCGAUGCAGGGAACAGAGUCGUCUCUCAUGCCCAUUUAAUGGUCGGUGCAGAGCAACCUCUGAGCCCUCAAAUUGGCCAGCAGAUGUGCUCAGUGCAGAGAUUUAACAGAGAGAGUGUUAGAAAUAUUAGACUUCACCUGGAUAACGUAGUGCUAAUCAAUGUAAUUAAAAACGUGGAUGUAAGGUGGUGUUGUUUUUAAUCCAAUAAAAAUUGCAAUUCAAA
Molecule: messenger RNA, 1450 nt
Organism: Rhincodon typus (whale shark)
Lineage: Eukaryota; Metazoa; Chordata; Chondrichthyes; Orectolobiformes; Rhincodontidae
Gene: ap5s1
Product: adaptor related protein complex 5 subunit sigma 1
Exons: 1
Coding region: 16-486 (156 amino acids)
Biological process (GO): endosomal transport; double-strand break repair via homologous recombination
Cellular component (GO): lysosome; AP-type membrane coat adaptor complex; late endosome
Source: RefSeq, a predicted model, not a curated record